Pseudo-nitzschia multistriata is the source of this 2075-nucleotide messenger RNA. NCBI's taxonomy places the organism in Eukaryota, Bacillariophyta, Bacillariophyceae, Bacillariales, Bacillariaceae. The record is from the annotation of a GenBank genome assembly.
UUGAUUGUUCCGAGUUCUUGUUGUGCCGAAAAGAUCGAUGGUGUCCUUCGAACAAGAACAACGAAUGACGAAGGAGGAAGAACUACAACUACAACAACAACAACAACAACUACGAGUACCAAUACAAGACCAAACACGAGUGGUUGCACUGCGGUAUUGACCCAAUUUUCUGCUUUUUCUUGGCUUGCCGGGGCAGAGUUUGGUUGUUUCCAUUUCCAUCCAUUUGUCCAUCCAUCCAUACCUCCAUCCAUGAGAGUCGCUCUGCACCUGCUGGUUCUCCUAGCGGCCUCCCGGGCACCAGCAACCGCGAGGGAGAUACUAUACGAGGGAGACGAAGACAGGUCGCACAUCGUGAGCCCCCUUCCUCACACCUACCUCGACGAGUCGCUGCUCCCGAAGCGCUUCGACUGGGGCCGGGUGGCCGAUGCUUCCGAUGGCGAUGCCGACCGCGACGGCGAUGCUCCUGCCGAUGCCCCCCUCGCCGAUCCACCCCGGUUCCCCCGGACCCGGUCGAUGCUGACCCGGGUCCUCAACCAGCACGUCCCCCAGUACUGCGGGUCCUGCUGGGCCCACAGCAGCCUCUCGGCCCUGGCCGACCGCAUCAAGAUCGACCGGGGCGGGGCCGGCACCGAGAUCAACCUCUCGGUCCAGUUCCUGCUGAGCUGCGGGGCCUCCGCCGGGAGCUGCCACGGGGGGUCGGCCAUCCGGGCCUACGCGUUCCUGGCCGGGGAGAAACGCGGGACCGCACACCCGGUCCCCUACGACACCUGCUCGCCCUACCUGGCCUGCUCGAGCGACUCCGAGCACGGGUUCUGCCCCCACGCCGACACCUCCUGCGGGGCUUCCGCGAGGUGCAAGACCUGCGCGAACCCCUCCCACGAGCCCGGCGGCGGUGCCUGCGAUCCGAUCGGGUCCUAUCCGAACGCCACGGUGCGUUGCCUUGCUGCGUCGUUCGCUGCGGUGGUGUUGUCUUGGAAUUGCAUUGCGCCUUGGUUCCGAUGGCGUUGCGCUUUGCUGCUCUCUCUCUCAGUGGAUCUCUCGUCUCACCAACCUUCGCUCGCUGCGCUCGCCCUUUUUCAGGUCGCCGAGUACGGAAGCUACUCCCUGGACGACGGCAUUGUUCCGAUCAUGGCGGAAAUCCUCAUGAGGGGGCCGGUCAAGGCCUCCGUCAACGCCGGCCCGCUGCUGGCCUACGAGGGGGGGAUCCUGGUGGAUUCCCCGGCCAACCGAAACACCACCCACAACCACGGCGUCAGCAUCGUGGGCUGGGGGUACGACGACUUUGCCGAGCUCCCCUACUGGAUCGUCCGUAACAGCGUGCGUGUUGUCGUCUUUUGUUGCGCAUCGCUGCGUUGCCUUGUGUUUGCGUUUGCGGGGUUCCUUGGAUGUUUCUAGAAAAUCCAUCGUGCCGACUCACUUGCUCUCUUUCUCUCUCUCUUUGUCCCAUCUUGGUUUGAAUGUGUUCCUUGGAUGUUUAACACACAGUGGUACGUUGUACAUGCACAAUCUUUAGCAUUUCCUUUCCUUUUUCGAAAGGAAAGCCAGUGACAAGAUUCUCAACACCCAUUUCUUUUUGUUUCUCUCCUUUCGUUUGCUUUCGAUUGAUUGCGUUCCUUCGUGUGGGUUUUGCAAUCGUGUGGAAAUCUGCUGCUGCUUCUUCCUACCCAAAACACAGGGGCGAGUACUGGGGCGAGCUCGGCUUCUUUCGCGUCGAGCUCGGGAAGAACCUCCUGGGCAUCGAGGCCCACGUGUGCUGGGCGACCCCCGGAUCCUACACCGAAACGAACCUUCCGUGCCUCAAGGACGGGAGCAACUGCCGGCCCGGGGGCGGGCUUCCGCAGGGGCAGAGGCAAGCACGGGGGUGGGUUUCCCGCCGGUACGAGGAUCCGUCCAACCGCCCGGCGUAUUACGUCCGGCGGAGGCUCUUCCAAGCGGGGGUGGGGGGGACGGUAGGCCCCGCCGAGCACGCGAGCGACACAGCGCGGUGACGAGGCAAAGGAAACACGGAACGGGCAAUGUCUGUCCGUACGGUUCUUUGGAAAUCUAGCUCACGAGAAAAAAAAAUACAGCAAUGA